Messenger RNA from Heteronotia binoei (common prickly gecko), 6676 nucleotides. RefSeq names its product SEC24 homolog A, COPII coat complex component (gene SEC24A). The record is from RefSeq and is a predicted model, not a curated record. The coding region runs from base 341 to 3652 and encodes 1103 amino acids. The transcript is spliced from 24 exons. Gene Ontology annotation, cellular component: endoplasmic reticulum exit site; COPII vesicle coat. Gene Ontology annotation, biological process: COPII-coated vesicle cargo loading; endoplasmic reticulum to Golgi vesicle-mediated transport; intracellular protein transport. Gene Ontology annotation, molecular function: zinc ion binding; SNARE binding. NCBI's taxonomy places the organism in Eukaryota, Metazoa, Chordata, Lepidosauria, Squamata, Gekkonidae.
GGGAAAGUAAAUUAGAUCCAAGUGUUAUGUUCUGCUAUGCUGAAGUGAUUAACUUCAGAUGAAACAUGAAACAGCAACCACCAGACCAACACGGCUGCUCACCUAGAACUAUCCCUUUAAACUAUCGCCAAGAAGCACCACGGCUCUGCAACCAGACGCCACGCCUACCGCUGCAGAACGCUGUGUUCCGGAAGUGCCACGUGUACGGAGUGCGCUUGCGCGUCCUGUUCCGGUCCCUUCCGGUGUGAGCGUAAGUACCUCCCGCCCCCCUCUCUGGGCUUGGUGUUGGGGCCGGGCCUGCAGUCACAGGCACCUGGGCACAGACUUCUCUGCUAUCGCCAUGGCUCAGUCAGGGAAGCCCGCGUAUGGCAACCAAAAUGGCAAUGAACAGCUGCAGCCGUACAGCAAUGGUCCUGUGCAAAGCUCAUUGAUGAAUUCAUCACAUAUGGCAGAUGGACAAGCAUAUAAUUCCUGGGUUCCAGGUGUGUAUUCCCAGCAAACAUCAACAAAGAACCCCCUGCAUACAUCUGGAAUAUAUAACUAUGGUGGUUCACAGCCUGUUUCAUCUUUUAGUAAUUAUCAGGGACCUGGGCAGACUCUUAAUAGACCACCUACUGGAUCUUCUUUGGCAACAAUACAGCCUGGACUUGUUGCCCACAUGCCUCCUCCAUUGCAAAACUCAGCUGCUGUAUCAACCUCUCCUGGUAGCCUUUCUUCUGGAGUUAAUUUCCCAGCACAUUCAAACUGGCAGUAUGGGCAGACUCCUUUGAAUCAGUCAACAACUGACUCUCCAGCAAACCAUUUUGCUCACCCAGCAGCAACAGCAGCAACCCAGCCAUUGCUGUCGUCAUCAGGGAAUACUAAUCUACCCACAAGCUAUCAUUAUGUUUCUUCUCCUGGAGGUCCUCCAGUUCAGAACAGCUACACAAAGCCAGGUCCUGUUCCUCUGCCACAUAAUCCGUCAAUAUAUUCACCACUUCAACCUCCUUUAGGACCUCCUCCCAUUGGAAAUCCAGCUUCUACACAGCCAUCAGCUCCUCCAACAGCUCCACUAGGAAGUAUUGCAUCACCAACUCUGCAGAAUUCAGCAAAAAAGCAAGAAGGCGAUGCUGCAUCCACUGCCAGUGAUGGAUCGUUGAUUCAGAAUAAUUAUGAUACAAUAGAAGGAGGUGGGUUUCCAGCAACUGCACAUACCCCUUCUGCUCCUCAGAAUCUUAAGACGAAUAGACAUGUCGGGAGUUCUUAUCCCAGCUUGCCUCCUGGUUACCAAAAUGCAUCUCCACCUGGAGCACCAAGAAUGCCAUCCUCAGGGAUGCAAUAUCCAUGUGGACCACAACAGUUUCCUCAGCCUGCCAUGGGAACUAAUAAUUUAACUACAUCUAUGAGUGGAUUGACUCUUCAGCCAGAAGGAUUGAGACCUAUCAACCUUCUUCAAGACAGAAAUAUUCUUCCCACAACUCCCCUACAGGCACCUGUCCCAAACUUGCAUGAAGAUAUUCAGAAGCUGAACUGUAAUCCAGAGUUGUUUCGAUGUACCUUGACUAACAUUCCUCAAACUCAGGCCUUAUUGAACAAAGCCAAACUUCCUUUGGGGCUCCUGCUUCAUCCUUUCAAAGACCUAUCGCAAUUGCCUGUAGUAACUUCCAGCACAAUUGUGAGGUGCCGAAGCUGCAGGACAUAUAUCAAUCCUUUUGUCAGUUUUCUUGAUCAAAGGAGAUGGAAAUGCAACUUAUGUUACAGAGUGAAUGAUGUUCCUGAAGAAUUCAUGUACAAUCCUGUGACAAGAGUUUAUGGAGAACCUCAUAAAAGACCUGAAGUUCAAAAUGCUACAAUUGAAUUUAUGGCUCCCUCUGAAUACAUGCUACGUCCACCUCAACCUCCUGUGUACCUCUUUGUAUUUGAUGUGUCUCAUAAUGCAAUAGAAACAGGAUACUUGAACACUGUAUGCAAGACCUUGUUGGACAAUCUAGACUUACUUCCAGGAAAUACUCGAACAAAAAUAGGCUUUAUAACUUUUGACAGCACAAUCCAUUUCUAUAGCCUUCAGGAGGGUCUCUCUCAGCCUCAGAUGCUUAUAGUUUCAGAUAUUGAAGAUGUAUUUAUCCCAAUGCCUGAGAACCUACUAGUAAACUUAAAUGAAAGCAAAGAGCUAAUUCAAGAUUUGUUAAGCACCUUGCCCCAGAUGUUUACCAACUCCCUGGAAACACGGAGUGCUCUGGGACCAGCAUUACAAGCUGCCUUUAAAUUGAUGUCCCCCACUGGUGGUCGAAUUUCCGUCUUCCAGACGCAACUUCCAUCUGUUGGAGCAGGUGCACUCAAACCUCGUGAAGAGCCUAACCAAAAAGCAUCUGCAAAGGAUAUACAUCUUACGCCAUCUACUGACUUCUAUAAGAAGUUGGCCUUGGAUUGUUCAGGACAGCAAGUUGCAGUUGACUUGUUUCUUCUUAGUGGGCAGUACUCUGAUUUGGCUUCAUUAGGGUGUAUAUCAAGGUAUUCAGCUGGUAGUGUCUAUUACUACCAGUCUUACCAUCACCAACAGAAUCCUCCUGUGGUAGAGAAAUUACAGAAGGAGCUCAAGCGAUACUUGACCAGGAAGAUUGGCUUUGAGGCUGUUAUGAGGAUAAGAUGUACCAAAGGUCUUUCCAUUCAUACCUUUCAUGGCAACUUUUUUGUGCGGUCAACAGACUUGUUGUCAUUACCCAAUGUGAACCCUGAUGCAGGAUAUGCUGUACAAAUGUCAGUAGAAGAGAGUCUGACAGACAUGCAAGUGGUCUGUUUUCAGUCUGCCCUCCUUUAUACAUCUAGUAAAGGUGAAAGGAGGAUUCGUGUCCACACACUGUGUUUGCCGGUUGUUAACCAGUUGAGUGAUGUUUAUAUGGGUGCAGAUGUACAAGCUGUUACUGGACUUUUAGCCAAUAUGGCUGUUGACCGGUCAGUUUCUGCUAGUCUGAGUGAUGCUCGAGAUGCACUGGUGAAUGCUGUAAUAGAUUCCCUCUCUGCAUACCGAUCCUCUGUCCUAACUAUUCAGCAGCCUGGCCUCAUGGCUCCCUUCUCAUUACGUCUCUUCCCACUGUAUGUGUUGGCUCUCUUAAAACAGAAAGCAUUCCAAACUGGUACAAACGCACGUUUAGAUGAUCGCAUCUUUACCAUGUGCCAAGUGAAAAACCAACCUUUAGCAUACCUCAUGCUUAUGAUGCAUCCUACUUUGUACAGAAUUGACAAUCUCACAGAUGAGGGAGCUCUCAACAUCAGCGACAGAACAAUACCUCAGCCAUCCAUUCUCCAGUUAUCUGUGGAGAAAAUAAGUAGGGAUGGGGCUUACCUUAUGGAUGCUGGCUCGGUCAUGUAUUUAUGGAUUGGAAAGAACUGUGGACAGAAUUUUAUCAGCCAUGUCCUUGGAGUUCCAAACUAUGCAUCGAUACCGCCCAAUAUGGCACAUCUGCCAGAGCUUGACACAACUGAAUCUUCUAGAGUGCUGGCUUUUAUCUCUUGGCUGAGGGAGCAAAGGCCAUUCUUCCCUACAUUGUAUAUAAUAAGGGAGGAAAGUCCAUGGAAACCAAUUUUCCUGCAGAACAUGAUAGAAGACAGAACAGAAUCUGCCUUAUCGUAUUAUGAGUUCCUUUUGCAUAUUCAGCAGCAAGUGAACAAAUGAGCCUUUCCGUUACAUGGGUCACUUUCUCCUGCAGAACAGUUGUGCUUGUAAUGCUCCUGUUAAGUUUUGGACAUGAUACAGUUGAUAAGAAUCUCACUGUGAUUUUUUUAGAAAAGCAAAGCAAAUAAAGGACCACAACUCCGAAACAAAUGUACAAUUACAUGAUAGUGUACUUAAAAAACGUAUUUGAACAAGUUGGAUGCCUUUAAUUUGCUGCAAAAUGUUUCACUGUAAAUAAUUGCAGCAUGAAUUAUAAAGGCAACAUUGAAGGGGUUAAACCUUUAUAUACCAGAUUUUUGUUCAGAUUAUUGUUUUUCUAACUUUAUAUUUUUCUGCUUUAUGUUUUGCUGCUAAGUUUACGACUUUCCAAAAGUGAGUUGCAGGGAAACUAUAUUGUCUUUGUUAUACAAUAUAUAUCACUAACUUUAAAAAAAUUAAAAGAACAAUGAGGCAAUUCAUUGUGAACAAAUACAAUAUUUAAUUGAUUUAGUUUCCACUGCCUUUUAAAAUGGAUUAUGAUGAACUGGCAAAGUGAACUUGAAGUGGUCUAGUAUGAUUUAAAAUGAAUAUGAAAUAGUUCAUUAAAAACUUUUUAGGAUGCAUCACUAUUCUAGUAUAAAGAGAACAACUUGCAUUAUGUCCAAUAGAAAUUAUAAUUAAGUGACCUGAUUCAGCUGCACAGAUGGUGAAUACAGACUAUAGUUUUGGCUGUUAAUAUGGUGUGUGUAGUCUUUAAUUCAUUAAUGGAAAGUAAAUAGGGGAACAGAAAAUGCUACUAAGAGUCAUGACCUUCUUAUGGAUUGCAUUUGAUUAAAAUUAAGUCACAUUUUUAUAUUGGGUUUCCUAUGAAAUGCUUACUAGUGAUGCUAAUUCCAUAAUUUUCACUAUAUUAGAAGCACCAUUGAGCAUUUGAUUUGACAUGCAGGGAAACAUCCUAGCAGAAGUAAUGUUGCAAUUUAAAAGACAAAAAAAAUCACGCUUUCAAGGAAGUAUUUUGUGGCUUUAAGGGGAUGAAGUUUGCCUGGUUUCAGAAAUCCCACUUAAUGGAAUCAGUCAUGAAAUCCAGCCUCUGCAUAGUGUAUGCACAUAAGAUAAAUGUUUUACUCGUGUCUUGAAACCCCUGCAGAUUAAAUCAUGACAAAUAGUAUUUGUGUUUAUGUGUAUGGCAUACUACGCAAGCAACCUGCAUCAGUAACAUCUUUAAUUAUGUAACUUGUAGCAGGCAUAAAUUUCUAUUUUUCCUCACAAUCCACUUCAGGCUCUUCAAAAGCUGGGGUGUGGCAAUAUUUCCCAUUGCACUUUUCCCCCUUAGCAUUUCCUCUGAGUAAUCUUUUACAGCCAUUUUCAGGCCAUUGCUUCUGUUCAGCUGUAAAUGAUUUUUUAAAAAUGCCGUAGUGCCAGGCCUGGGUAAGAAGCAUUGGCACAAAAAAGGCACUAAAGUUCUCUAAUGAGCUGUAGUGUUUCUAAACCAGCAUUUUAAAUCAGAAUAUUGACUCCUAUAUAGGUCUAAGCAUGUUGUCUGCUAAUCUAUGCAGUCUGUCAGAGUGGCCUAUGAAAACUUACAGAAUUGUCAUUGUCAUGUUCAGUGGAAAAAGUCUCUAUUUAAAAGGAUUAAAAUACACCUGUUGAAACUUAUUAGUUACUUUGUUGCUGGUAUCUUGUGGAAGCUCUAAUUUAUGUUGAGCAUUUGUCAUUAAAAAAUGAUAAUGAACUUCAGGAGUAUGUGAUUAUGGGAUGUGUUCUGAAAAACCAUCCACUGAUUGCCUCACAACACAACCAAAGUCUGAAUGCUUAUUUUAAUAGUUCUUUUGAAACUUCAAAACAAUUGAAUACAAUCGUUCCAGUUAAGCAAGAGCAAUCCACACACGAAAAAAACAAGGAAUCAGUGCAUUCCCUUCUGGUUCAGAUAUGGACAUACCCACAAGAGGGGCUAAACACAUCCAGCACCAAGUGAAUAUGCAUUAUAGCAUGCAUACAGUGCUGAACAGAUAGUGCUGGCCGGUGUCUCAGCAUUACCUGUGUAAGGAAAUCCUUGUGUGCAACAGCGUGUUCUGUGUAUACAAGGAACUGGUCUGAAGUGGUGCUGUAGACUCAGUAACUGCAGAUGAGUCAGUCAUAAUAGUCUUGCAUAAAUUACUCUUUGUGACUGAGAAUCUUCUUUCAUAGAAAAUGACUCUACCUUCUCUUUUUUUAAAAAAAAUCAAGAGCAGUGAGCACAUAUUUCUGUUGGGGAGAAUGCAUUUGAGGAUGUUUAUAUCCUUUUUGCAAUACUGUAUUUCCUAAUUUUAUUCCUUGUAAUGAGGAAAAUGUCACCUGCUUCACCUUGCAUUACUUUUUAAUAAUGGGGAUUGUAGGGCAGAAAGUGUAUAAAACUGCCUGUACUAUGCUGUAGUUACAUGUAUUUUAAGAUCUACAGCAAAUUAGGCAAAAGGUGGCCUAGAUGCUCACAUCUUAGCAUGGCAGUCCACAACAGAUUUUCUCUAUUUUUCUAGUUCAAGAUUUUUUUUAAAACAAUACUUCAGUAUGACUGGUGACUAUGUUGAAUUCAGUUAGCAUCAGAAAAAUCCAUUUAAUUAGCAUUUGCUUUUCUGUAAUUUAACAACUUGCAUUUGAGCCAGCCUUGACAGUUUUGCAAUAACAAGGAAAAAAUUGCUUUUAUUCAAAGUUUUACAGAAUAUGUAAAUCAGAUGCAAAAUGGCUGUUAAGGGACCAUCAAAUGUGACAAAGCUUCUGUUCACUAGUUACUGAUUAAAUCCUUAUAGUAAAUUUUGAUCUUUUUUGUAAAGUAGUGUAAAAUAUUGUAAUAUUAAUCCUUGUUUUCUGAACUCAGACAUUGAUCUUCAGUGUGAAUUUGUAAACCAUGUCCUCCUGAACUGGAGGCAAGGUUUUACUUGUUCCCCUUUUUACAGUUUGUAAUUUUCACUGUUUUAUUCCUGUAAAAAGUCAUUUGUAACACAUGCAAAUGCUUAUUUUAGCUGUGCUAAUUUAUCAAAUUUGGCUAUUCAAUAAAAUUAAUUGAAAGAG